This is a messenger RNA of Lolium rigidum, 591 nucleotides long. RefSeq names its product calmodulin-like. The record is from RefSeq and is a predicted model, not a curated record. Bases 69 to 344 code for a protein of 91 amino acids. The transcript has a single exon. NCBI's taxonomy places the organism in Eukaryota, Viridiplantae, Streptophyta, Magnoliopsida, Poales, Poaceae. Gene Ontology annotation, molecular function: calcium ion binding.
GAGAGGCUUCAGACCAUCCACCUUAGCCAGCACAGCCGUCUCUGCAACUGUAAGGUUUAGCUAUAUCCAUGGCGAUCAGGGGAAUCCAAUCGGCGCGCGGGAUGUCUGUGGAGGAGUUCAAGGAGUGGCUGAAGCAGUUCGACGUCGACGGCGAUGGCCGGAUCAGCCGGGGCGAGCUCCGGGAGGCCAUCCGGCGCCGCGGCGGGUGGUUCACCACCCUCAAGGCAGGCCGCGCCGUCCGCCACGCCGACAGGGACAACAGCGGAUACGUAGAUGACGCAGAGAUCGAGAACCUCGUUGCCUUCGCGCAGAAAGACCUUGGGAUGAAGAUCUCCGCCUGGUAGCUGCCUAGGCUAAGCUCCACGUGUGGAGUUUUUAUCAGCUCUGCUUAAUAUUAAUGAUCGAAGACCAUUACAUCACCCCCUCUACUAUAUAUUGCUUUGUGCGGUAGCUUCGACUUGACAUGCGAACUUCUCCUGAAUAAUAUGUGGAAAUUCAGGAGAACUAACUAAGGUUUGCAUCUUUACUAAAGCGUCUAUGCAUGUAUGGCUAUGCUGGGGUUUAAUCUUCGUAAAGAUGAAACUGACUGGG